This is a messenger RNA of Strongylocentrotus purpuratus (purple sea urchin), 5713 nucleotides long. Its product is annotated as thyrotropin receptor-like. Gene Ontology annotation, cellular component: membrane. Gene Ontology annotation, biological process: G protein-coupled receptor signaling pathway. The transcript has 9 exons. Gene Ontology annotation, molecular function: protein-hormone receptor activity; protein binding; G protein-coupled receptor activity. The record is from RefSeq and is a predicted model, not a curated record. Lineage: Eukaryota; Metazoa; Echinodermata; Echinoidea; Camarodonta; Strongylocentrotidae. The coding region runs from base 1 to 2880 and encodes 959 amino acids.
AUGGGUACUCCAGGAGUGAGAUUGAGACUGGAGGUAAAGUACAUCGAUUAUACAGACAUUGAAGUCAUCCUGAAGACGGAUUUCCUGUAUUUUCCUGUGCUGAAAACAAUAUCCAUUAGAAACAGUGAGAAACUGACGGUCAUCGAGGAAGGGGCAUUUUCCAAAAGUCAACUCAUCUUGAUAGAAUUAGAAAAUCUUCCGCUUCAGAUGCCGUUACCCAACAUUUUCGGAGAAUUGCCACGUCUCACCCAACUACAAAUUACACGAUGCAACCUGGAUGCUGUCCCAAAUUUGAUCUCCUGGACUGUGGAUGAAUCACAAGUUCUUCUUAAAGUAGAUUUGUCCUGGAACAACUUGAGGACGCUUGUACCUGGAGCAUUCAAAGGACUGCGAAUUCACAAGCUAAAUCUGGAGAGGAACAACAUUGAAACUGUUCCUGACUAUGCAUUUCGUGGAUCAACGAUAGAGAGUCUGUCUUUGGCGUACAAUCCUAUCUCUGUACUGGAGGAAAAGGCGUUUGCUGAAUUUGAAGGACCCGAAAACCUGUCACUGGAGAAUACGGACAUUAGUUACCUGCCUACAACGGGCCUGAAGUAUCUAAUCGAGCUGAAUAUCGAAGGAACAGACAAACUUGCAGUCUUCCCUCCAAUCUUCCGCUUUGAGCGUAUUCGCGUCGCCAAAUUAAACUACUUCAGUCACUGCUGUGCGUUCAACUACCAGACCAAAGAGAACUAUGGCAAUGUGAACAAACAGAACGUAACCACGAAGAUUAGAACGACGUCGUGCCCUUCGACCACCAUGCCAACAAUCACAUCUCGUGGAAUUGAAGUCAUCGGCUUCGGGGAUGGAGCAUUUGUCCUCUCGGGGACCGACACCACCAUCCAACGUGGCUCGGACAUCGAUGAUUAUGGCCAGUCACUCUUUGGACAGUUUCAGGGCACGAACAUGCAGAAGGAGAGCCUGCCGAAUUCUGCCUUCGAUCCGAGAGAGCUCAAUGGCUCAAUCAUCGAGGAGAGUAUACCGGGACAGAAACCACCGGGUGCGGAAGAGGAGGGCGGCUUCAAUCCGGUAGUCAUCAACCCGAACGUAUCCUACAACCAUAACGGUAGCAAAUGCGAUGGUGAUCUUGUAACAACGGAUUACUCGGACGUGCAGUGCACUCCUCAGCCUAAUGCCUUCCAUCCCUGUACGGAUGUCAUGGGCUAUGUGUUCCUUCGGGUCAUGGUGUGGUUUGUCUCAGGCACAGCACUCGUCGGAAACUUCAUUGUUCUUGUGGUACUUGCCUCGCAACGUCACAAGAUGACCGUCCCAAAGUUCCUCAUGUGUAACCUAUCGCUUGCCGAUUUGUGCAUGGGAUUGUACCUCCUAAUAGUAGCUUCAGUGGAUGUCCACACCGCGGGGGAAUACUUCAAUUAUUCAAUUCAGUGGCAGUACGGAGCUGGGUGCAGUGUGGCAGGGUUUAUAUCUAUGCUAUCGAGCGAACUUUCCGUCUUUUCUCUCACGGUCAUCACUAUUGAACGAUGGUACACCAUCAUCUACGCGAUUGAUCUCAACAAACGCAUACGACUCCGUUUAGCGGGUCGAAUUAUGAUAGUCGGAUGGAUCUUCUCAAUACUGAUAGCUGUCUUGCCUUUGUUCAAGGUUGGAAACUAUGGCAUUACAAGCAUGUGUUUGCCAUUCUACAUUGAGAACAGGAAAGACACCGUUACUAUUGCAUAUGUGGUUGUCAUUCUUUUCGUGAACACUAUUGCUUUUGCUGUUAUUUGCGCAUGCUACGUCAAGAUGUAUCUGACGGUAAGGAAUCCCCAUACUGUCAUGCAGCGCAAGGACUCUAAAGUAGCCAAACGUAUGGCUGUCUUAGUCUUCACAGACUUCGCUUGUUGGGCUCCCAUGGCACUUUUUGGUCUCUCAGGUGCCUUCGGACACCACCUACUUACCACAAACCAAUCGAAAAUCUUUAUAGUGCUUUUCUAUCCUAUAAACUCUUGUGCAAAUCCAUUUCUAUAUGCUAUCUUCACAAAAGCAUUCCGACGUGAUCUGUAUCUUCUGCUCUAUAAACAUGGAAUGUGCGAGAAGCAGGCGAUGAAAUACCAUCCAACGGCGUCGAGCGCUCAGCGCUCAGUUUCACAAAUUAACUCUACUGCACAUGACAAUAGGGUCAAGCAAUACCAUCGAGACUCGUCUGGUUCAGUGCUCACAGGCAUUACCAGCGAUAACCAAUCGUCGGUGGCCUAUGAAAAGGAUUUUAUCUCGAAUUCCAACGGGAGUCCUCAGCACUCAAUGAAAGCAAAUUCAAAUGCGAUUCCAAUGGUUCCCUUUCGCGAAGAGCGGUCGAGGGAUGAAGACGCUCAGCGCCAUCAGUCGAAUGACCGCGAGUCAAAUGACCGCCAGUCAAAUAACCACCAGUCGACAGCAGCAGAGAAGCAUCAGUCGUUUGUCAAACGGGUCAGUGUCACAUUCGAGGUCUCCAUUGAAGGCUUGGAAACCGUGCCUGAAGAAGUCGACCAGAAUGACAACUACGAUGGUCAGUACGAGCCCACUGUCUCAUUCUACCAGCGCGAUACGAGGAACACGAAUGAAGAGAGUUACAAAGAAAAACAUUACCUUUUACCUCAGGUGGUUCAGAGUUACCAUAGUGACGAUGAAGAUGUGCACCCUACGGAAGCUGCCGAGAGGAAUCGCAACAACUGCGGCCUGACCCUCACGCCGCACCAGGAUUACAACCACGCGGCGGACAGUGAAGAUGCCUUCCGUAAGAACAGUCGGGCAGAUAGUGGUAUACAAUCGAACAACACUACGCCUACCGAAAAGGAAGGUACACAGAAGCCGCUUGAGCUGCAUUUGAUCCCUUGUUCCACGGACCAUGAAACAGUUCUUUAAAACUUUGUCAUCUACUUUUCUGUCUUUAACGAACUGUUGAAAAUGAUCGGCACGUCGGUACCCUUGAUGUAAAAAGGAUUGUUGUAAAUAGUGCACAUAUUUAUUUGCUUGUAAGUUUUUAUCUUCAAAUGUACAGUAAUUUUGUGUCUAUAACGAUUCUGAAGUGCAAUGUAUAGUAAAUCACAAAUGGAUUCACCUUCAAAGACAUCCUUGAAACGUCCAGAGGUUGUGACAGGGCCGGAUACUGUCAUUCAACUUCCAUGGAAACGGAGAAAAUGCCCUUGUUUAGUAUAUGCUCAACUAUUCGUCCAGGAACUGACCACAACCUCCUGUUUAAGGUUAUGUGCAUGUCGACAGACCCUUGAUUACGUCACUGUUUCCGACCACAGCAUCAAGAAUUUAUUGAAUUCCCAUGUGAAACAAAAAGAGCAAAAGAUCACAAAUUAAUUUAUCUUCAGAAACAUACUUGGGGCCAAGUUCUGUUGACCGGAAAUCACAUAAGACUAGAGGCCCACGAUACCAAAUGUUCUCAAGGUUUUAAUUUUCUCACUCUAGUAGACGUUCAAACCACUGACCUACCGAAUUGUUUGCAAAGGACCCAUUGGACUAAAUCAAUUGGAAAGUCCUCCUCCUCUCCGACGGUCAUAAUUAUUGACAAUUCAAUUUUCAUACGCAGGGGCGUAAUGAAAGUGAUGGCGCUCUUUGAUUAAGAGACCGUAUGCAUGUGGACUAAGGCUGAGUAACAUGUUUGCAUGUUUUAAGAAAAGAGAAAUGCUGUUGAGAAAUAGGAUUGAGAACUCACUUUUUUGCACAUAGUUAUCAUCUUUGACCUGUCAGCAGGUCUUAUUCAAAAAUGUAAGCAGGCUUACUCUAUUCAUAUUUUGAUAACUGUAUUUUUGAUGUUUUGGUGUAUAUUUGUUCCAUCAAAAUGCCAGAAUAAAAGUAGAUUGUUUUAUCUCUGGUUUCCGGUGGAUCAUCUUUGUAUAUAUAUUUUUUUAAUCGUAUGGUGCAUGCAAUUUUCUUGAUUUAAUCUGGCAAUCGAUGAAUGUAAUAAUUGAUUUUACUAGUAUUCAAAUUGGCAGUGUAUAGAAAGUAUUUUGAAUUUUGUUCGUAAUACAUGUAGUCACAUUAUUGUUGAAUAUUUUGUUUGUGUUGAAAAUAUCAUACGAAAUUGAUAUAUAUGCUGCAAUUUGGAAUGAGAAAGCAUUAGCUAGUGUAUUUCUUAGUCAACGAAAAUGGCCUUGAUGUCAAAUCGCACUCUUCUAUUCGUUUCUUCCAUUUUAAUGCCCGUCUGGCUUGAGUUGUUUGGUGUUGUUUUGCAAAUAGUAGGGUAUUGGACAUACUGUAUGCAUACCUUCAGUUACUGAAUUCUUUAUUAUUUGUGUUAAAUAGCUGGUGUUUGAACUUUGUGUGUUCAGGUGGGGUUAGUGACCUCCAACAUUUCCCUCCUAGUUUUCUGUGUGCAGAUAUUAUAUUCAAGUAUUUGAAAUCCGUAAGAAAGUUGUGAAACUCUGUUACUUUUAUAUAACAUUUAUAUGAUAAAUUGCAAAACGUUAUUAUGGAUUUUGUUAACAGUUUAGUUUAGACUGUUUUGAUAUGUAUCUGUCAUUUCUUAUGCAGAAUUUAAAAGGACCACCAAAUACAACAUUAUUUGUAUUUGGUAUAUUUUUUCAUGACAUUUUUAUGUUUGUUUAUGAUGUGAGCAUCAUAGGACUGUUUCCUUGAUAUGCCAGACAUUGUAUGAAUUAUGAAUUCCUCACAAUUUCUAAAUUUUCCACAUCAUUUUUUGUCAAAACUACGAUUUUUUUUUAAAGAAAACGUUUUUUUUAAUCUAUAGACAAGAUAGAUGAAAUCAGUGUCUUUGAUUUUGAUGAAUCAAACUAGCAUACUUUUAUUUUAAUUUCUAAAUGUACUUUUAUUGACGUGAAAGGCAAGGUAAGAAUCAAAACACACUUGCAGAAAUUGACAAGAUGAUACACAUUAAUGUUGGGGUUUCAUUCACUCAUAUUCAGUCAUAACCUUAAGUUUACUUUAAAUUAAGAUUGAAACUGUUGAAUGCAUAAUUCUCUUCAACAGACCUGAAAAAUACAUAUUUGGACUAGCACGUGAAAUCUGAUUAUGGGAAAUCAAUAUUCGAAUCUCUCCGAGUCGCUCCCGCUUAUUUUUUUUUUUUUGGGGGGGGGGGGUGCUGACCUUAUCAUGGAAGACAUUGUCGUCUGCUUAUCAUCAUGGAUUAUUUAAAAAAAAAAAAAAAAAACGUUCAAAUCUUGGUUGGGACAUGACCAACUUUUUAUGUUGUCGGUCUUUUUCGAAUCCAUUAAUUGUAAAAUGAGACUUUUUUGUUUUGUUUAAAGACUUACAGUGUAUUGAUGAAUGUACAUGAUGAACAAAAGUAUUUUCAUAACUUGGUAAAUGUCUAUUGAAUGCAAUUUUUGCCUAGUAGGCUUACGUUUUCAUCAACAAAAUAUAAAUUCACUGGGUAUAACAUUUUGAAAAAGUUCAUGUCCAUGUAUAUUUUUCCUACGUCAGGGUGCAUGACAAAAAAAAUUCAUUUUAUCUGAUUGAUAGACUUUGAUAUUCACAGUUACAUGUAACUAUGUAAUGAAGUGAGAUAAUUAGUUUUUAAUUUAAUUGGCAUGCUUUUUGUAUUCUUAGAUUAUCUAUGUAUGUUUUGUUUAUUUAUGGUGUUAAAUAAACCUCACCUCUUUAGGCUCUUUCUUGGUUUAGUCAAAGAGUGAAAUAAAACUCCCUUUUUUGCUGAUCAAUAUGGAAGAGGGCGUGUUUAUGAAAGUUGCUUUAAUGACUUUAAAUGAAGCUUUUUUCUUCUUUACAU